AUGAAUACCGAUCGAUUCCCAGAUGUGCUGGCGGCCAACCUGGCUGCCGUUGGUGAUGAGAUCUCACGGGCCACCUCCCCUGGUGGAGAGUCCACGCAACUCAACGGCGCCGUGCCAGAAGACGACCGCUCCAAAAAGGCUCGUAGCCGGCCGAGGACAUACCCAUACUUCCAGCACUCCCCCUACGAGCUAGAGGAUGAUACGUUACGACAACACAACUUUGAAGAGAUCCUCAAGCACCUCUACGUGGCCAUCGAGUCUGGAGACUUUAACACAGGGGCGGUCCACUGGACUCGAGAACUCCGGGGUUGGCUAUCUCUGAAGUUUGAUCCCACCAGAGAGCAACGGACAAAGCUGGUGAAGCUUUACUAUGAGCUUGCCCUUGCUCCCGGCGUUGAAUCUGCAGCUGCAGAACGCUUUUCCAGCAUGUUCAUGGUGCUUACCAAGAGGAAACAUUACCUUCGUCCAACCAAGGACUUAGUCCUUGACUGGAAACCGCUGUACAGAGAGCUGAAAGUGUUUGUGCUUCCCUCAGAGGCGGGACUCGUACACUCAAUGAGCAACAAACGCAAUAUCAAGACUUUGAUAAAGCUCUGUUCCUUUGCACAAUUCUAUUUUGAUCCCCUUGAGCUUCCAAACAUGCUACAAGAAUUUCUCCCCUAUUUCACAACGUCAUUCACCGAAGGAGCCUUUAUUGCAGUCGGGCUCAUGAACCUGUUCGCCUCUACAGCACCCGCACCUUCAGAGAGGCUCGAUUUACUCCCACAACAUUACCUUCCAACCUAUUUCCACCUGUGGUCCCUGGUAAACCGCUCCAGGACGUUUGAUAUGAGUUUCCUAGAUAUUCUAUCACGAUUAGCUCGCGAUUCUCUCCCUGCUAAACAUAUUCAAUUUUCUGAAUUCGGAAUUUUCACUGCUGAACAAACUUCCCUUAUUUUUACUGCUAUCCUGAGGCUGCUUGAAAUUCCAGUCGGACAGGCAACGUCGUCCUACAGCGAAGUCGUUGACGUGUCUGCUGGGUUGGGCAUAAUGCUCGAUCGGGAUUCAAGAAAUCACCCAGUCACACACGACAUUGCUAGAUGGACUGUCAUGUCUCUCUCACCAGCCUGUGCAGAGUCUAAAGACUCGCUUCUUAGCAGAUUAGAGGGCCUGAUACAAGCUGUGGAAACAUUCUUCCAUCCUUCGAAUUCAGGAACAUGGACGAGAACCCUCUCAGAGCUGGUUAACUACCUUGCAGACUUCUUUGUAAUGCGAUGGAACCGGGAACGAAACGGGGAAAUGGAAGUUCCCCCAGAGAGACGGUUAAAUGAUGCCGUUAAACGACGAUUUAUAUUAUGUCUGCGGGAUGUGACAUUCAUGGGUAUCUAUGCUAAAAGUGGUACAGCCAUGAACUUCUCACUCUCAACCCUGCAAUCCUUGGCAUAUCUUGAGCCGAAUCUCAUUCUGCCCGGAGCUUUGCAGCGAAUCUACCCAUCUAUGCAAGGUCUGGUGGAGGUACACAGAACUGCAUCUUCUCUCCGCUCCUUGCAGGUCUUGUCAAGAAUUAUGGUACGGACAAAAGGGUUCCGCUGCCACAUUACCACUUUACUAGGUCUGGCCCUGCCUGGAAUUGAUGCCAAUGAUUUGGGCAAAUCGCUGCACUCCCUUGCAUUCAUUCAGUCUGUGUGCUAUAAUAUACCCUUCGAAGACCUUACGAAGGGCCGUGACGAUGUUAAUGGAAACAUGAUUGCCGUCGAAUGGGUUACUGGAGAAUUAGAGCGCAUGGAAGAACAAGGCGCUUCUAUUGAAAUGAAUUACGAUACUGAGCUCUCCGAUGAAGAUGAAGAAAAAAUCUUACGUUCAUCUACCACAGAAUUCGGCGAGUUCCUCAUCUCGUUCCUAGGCCGGGUUUUCACACUGUUAGAGAACCUGCCUGAUGCAGCGCGAGUACGCAGCGGCUCACCAGAAGAAAAUGUCCUCAACACGUUACCUGCUACUUUCCUUCCUCUUCUAUCCACCCUUUCCCCAGAGUUGUAUGACAUAGCUCUGAAUAAAAUUGUGAACUUUGUCUCUGACCGGGUUAUACACCAAGCACGAGAUGCGAUGGCUUUCAUUUGCAAUUCUCUCUGCAAGGUCAACCCCGAAAAGGCGCUAAAGCGCUUCAUUCCUUUGCUUAUUCGAAAUAUCCGCACCGAAAUUGAUGAAAAUGGUGCAGCAUCCACAAGAACAACAGGAAGUGAUGUUUUACCUCGCGACCGUGGCCUGGUAUGGAAUAUCAGUAUGCUGAGCAUGUGUGUAGUCCAUGUCGGGGAAGCCAUCUUGAAAUAUAAACAGGAGCUCCUCGACAUUGCAUUGUACAUGCAGCGAAAGUGCAAGGGUAUUCCAACUAUCCAUAUCUCGAACUUUAUUCACCACCUUCUCCUGAACCUUACCAUGACCACCAUUGUGGACUACAGUAUGUAUGAACCACAUUUAUACCCCAAAGGUAUUCAGGUUGAGCAGUGGGGUCAGAAACAAGACCUAAGCAAACUUAGCGUCAACUGGCAUGUUCCACAAAGAGAAGAAAUAGAGUUUGCCGCCGAACUGUUUACUUCUCAAGUGGAAGCUGCCUUGUCGUCCUUAACAUCCCUGAUAAGUGACACACCAAGCAUCAAACGUGAUGGCAGUGGCAAAGAUUGGUCCGAUGAAGUAACGAGGAAUAUCGUGCUACUCAGGCUAAUUAUAGCUGGAGUCUCUGCCCUAUUUGACAACAGAGCAGCUUCAAAAUGCCGUGAAAGUGAGGUUCCUGAACAGGGUGGCGCAUACGUUUCCCGAGAUGAAGACAUGUCCACCGAUGAGGAAGCAGAGAUCGAUGACACUGACUCUCCUUUGGAUAUUUCGGAGGAAUGUACUAUCAGGCCUUCUUAUGAAUACCCAGCUGGAUAUCUGUUGACAGAGGAUGACCCUCUGUAUAUUGCCCUUCAUGAAAUUAGGGAGCGAAUUGGCCAUGUUCUACACAAGGUUCACAGAUUCCUAGUUGAUAAACAGGAGGAUGAUGUGGCAUGCUUCUCCUCGCUAUACACUGCCUAUCGGUGCUGGUUCAUUGACGUCGGGAUUGAGCGGUCCGCUCACCUGCUAGAUCGUGUUUCGAAAUUAUACGGUGCUGAUAUCCAUCCGUACAAAAUGAGUGGCAUAAGGAAGGAUUACCCUCGCCCGCUACUUGUACGCCGGGCAUAUGUAUAUCAUUUACAACGACUCCGCCAUAACGCAGCUCCAAGACCGCGAUCAAAAUUGGAUACAGUCCUCUUGCUUGACUUAGCCGAGUCUAGCGUGUCAAUAUACACAGAUAUUAGACGAAACGCCCAGUCAGCUUCGGAGUCCGCACUUCGCUCUAUCUGGGGUUCACGAGUCCUUCUAAUUCGACCGUUGCUCAAAGCCUUCCAGAUGGCCCUGAAAGCUAAUGAAAUCCCUCGUAUUCAGGGUGCGAUUUAUUCUCUGAUGUAUAGCAGUUUGGCCAAACCAGUGGGUCGUCAUUGGAAGUAUACCCCUGCUCUUAUCAGAGCAUUCCUUGACACCACUGCUGUCGACAAACCAUCCAUCCAAAAGCUCUGCAGUGGCUCUCUAUUUCAAAUUGUAGAGUACGGCCAUACCACGAAUAGAAUGGCUAUCCUUAAUCAGGAUAUCAUAAGAGCUAUUGUUCCAAUUGAUGAGUCGAUGGCUUCCCAGAUUGAAGCCAAACGGAAAUCUAUUGAAAAGAAGUGGCGUUCCAUUGAGAAAAGAAAGCUAGAAAUGGCAGAGGAGCUCGUUGAGCUGGCCAGAGCAUCUCAUUGGAAGAAAACAAUUCGAACAUCUGCAAUUGCCUUUAACUUGGGACUACGCUUUGAUCACAUUGCCAGUGAAAACCUAAUCGAGCUUAUUAUUAAGGGUUCCGUGGACUCUCACCCAGGUCUGCGAUGGAUGUAUGCUCAGUCAUUGACUGCACUUUUCACUAUCACCGAAGUCAGGGCUAUUUGCCACCAUAGCUACAAAGACUACAUCCUUGGGAAUUAUUGCCUCCCGUCAAAGAUACAAGUCCCUACGCACCCCGAAGACCCUAAUUGGACAGCUUCCUACCUUGCAAGCUUUGCGCAUCCUGAAGCAGAAUAUUAUAUCGACCAUGACCACCCUGGAUUCUUAGUCUGGAAUAAGACGAUGCCAGCGUACAAAGCCAAUGUCGAAACAGAUAUUAUUUUUGACUCCCUUGAAUGGAACAUCCGCAAGUUUAUGGGCACGCUCUUCACCCGGGAAUGGAUUUCGACUUAUUUCACAUACCUCAAACAAGAGCCCCGGGAUGUCAGUGCUGAUAAGUUCCGAAUGUCGACUUCCUCUCUACUGGUAUAUGUAUUCCAGCUUCUACUCCGCGACGAGCUCACUGCAGUCACCUUCGAAGAAGUUAAGAAAGAAAUAGAGAUUGUCUAUGAAGAUGGCAGUGACAAGCACCAACAUCGUGCUACAGCCGAAAUAUUGGCUGGACUUGUCUGUUCAGUGACUGAUGUCAAAGUCCAGACGCGCACGGAGAUAUGGGAAUACGCCUUUGCGUUCUUCCGAAAAGUCUUUUCCGAUUCACUCACUCCUGAGAACUGCGACUAUUGGUCUAGCUGCCUUCGAAUGAUCAUGCAAUGUAGAGACCCUCGCCGUUCUUGGCCCUUGGUGGACUGGCUGUCUAGUUUCCGCCUGGAUAUGACUUCCAACGCUGCUUUCAAGGAGAGUUCGAAAAUCAACUUACUCCACCGAUGUAUCGUGGAUGCUGGUUGGCACUUUCAACUUGCACAACCCAUUCUCGAUGACUUUUUAGCUCAUCUUGACCAUCCCUACAAGGGAGUCCGUGAAGCCAUGGGAAAUACGCUUGCCUCCAUCUACCGUACACGAUACCAUGAGUCAUAUGCGAGUGUUGACCAGUUGAUCGAACACCAGAAGAAAACUUCGUCAACCGGCAGCCGUGCCUAUAAACCAACCGAUGAGUUCGUGGCUACGAUUACCGAAGUCUUCGAUAGAAUUGAAAAAUGGCGACAUCAGAGAAAACCUGGUCAACAAACUCCAUCCUCCUAUACGUCCGGCUGUAAAACAGUGCUGCUAUGGCUUGAUUCGACCUUGUACUCAUACGAAUGCACCCAGCUCGUACAGUUUUUCCCAAACUUGUUUACAGAGCAGCUUCUACAUAUGAUGGACGUCAAGGAAGACCCUGAGCUGCAAUCUCUAGCAUACCACGUUUUCCGCCAUCUUCCCAACAUCCCACAUCCCAGUGGUGAAGAUACCGACUUUAUUAAUUCUCUCAUCCGAAUUGGUCGCACUUCCCCAUCGUGGCACCAACGCCUUCGUGUCAUGAUCAACAUGCAAAUUAUCUAUUUCAGAAGACUGUUCUUACUAUCCUCCACCGAUCGCGAGAACUUAUUUGAAUGUGUUGCCAGUAUGCUUUCCGACCCCCAGCAUGAAGUUAGGGCCGGAGCCUCCGCAACACUGUCUGGCAUGGUCCGAUGCUCACCUGUCGCUCUCCGGCAAAACAUUGUCAUGAAACUGCUCGACCGAUUCACGACAUCCCUUGUUCAACAUCCCUUACCCAAGAAACGGAGAAUCAUCUCUUCUGGAUUCUCCUCUGCUACAUCUACAGGUGCAAGCACGCCAACUCCAGAACACACCAAACUUAUCAUCACACGCCAUGCUGCCGUUCUGGGCGUAGGAGCCCUGAUCCAGGCUUUCCCAUACACUAGUCCUCCACCAAGCUGGAUGCCUGAUGCAUUGACAACACUUAGCACCAAAGCUGGUGGGGAUCCUGGCGUUGUUGGACAAAGUGUGAAAACGAUCAUCAGUGACUUUAAGAAAACUAGGCAGGAUACAUGGCAUAUAGAUGUCAAGUCCUUUAAACCAGAUCAAAUUGAAGAUUUAGCUGGGGUCUUGUGGAAAAGUUAUUUUGCUUAA
Nannizzia gypsea CBS 118893 is the source of this 5913-nucleotide messenger RNA. RefSeq lists its product as hypothetical. The transcript is spliced from 3 exons. The coding region runs from base 1 to 5913 and encodes 1970 amino acids. The record is from RefSeq and is a predicted model, not a curated record. Lineage: Eukaryota; Fungi; Ascomycota; Eurotiomycetes; Onygenales; Arthrodermataceae. Gene Ontology annotation, cellular component: cytosol; nucleus. Gene Ontology annotation, molecular function: peptidase activator activity; proteasome binding. Gene Ontology annotation, biological process: proteasomal ubiquitin-independent protein catabolic process.